Jatropha curcas is the source of this 2373-nucleotide messenger RNA. RefSeq names its product scarecrow-like 3 (gene SCL3). The record is from RefSeq and is a predicted model, not a curated record. Lineage: Eukaryota; Viridiplantae; Streptophyta; Magnoliopsida; Malpighiales; Euphorbiaceae.
CAAGACAAAAAAACCAUAAAAGUGGUAGUUGUAGAGAGAGAAAGUCGAGUACAAGACAAUGCUUUUCAGAGAGAAAAAAUGAAGCUAACUCACCGUUUGCCCCAAAAAGGUAAAAGCCUCAUCUUCUCAUAAAUUCCAUAUUCCACUCUGAGGAUGGGACGGAGAGACGAGGAGAGAACGACAACAAAAUCAUAAAACGACAAAAAAGCAGACCUCAUAGUCUCUAAAUUCAGACAAACGUAACCAUUUACAAACUACAGGUCUUUCAAAAUUUCUGAAAGAGCUUGUAAUUGAGCCAACCGACUCUCUCUCUCUUUCUUUCUGAAGAAACCAGAGAGAAACAGAAAAUCUCUGAACAUUUCUUUAUGCGUAGGAGUGGAUUGAACCGGUACUCUUUGGAAUUUUCUUUAGAUUUCUUGUAGGUUUUGAUCAGUUUACAGAGUCCAGUGGAUUACUAUUGAAUACUGUGCGUCACUAUUUUGGUUCGUUGUUUGUAAAUUAGAAUUUUGUUGAUCGAAGUAUCUUAUUACUCGCUUUAGCUUUUUCUUUCUGAGGGUUUUACAUAUAUUUGUUCAGUUGCUGUAGAUCGGCUAUGGACUGCUUAGUUUCUUGCAUCCGAGAUAAGUAAUUUUCUAGAUCCGGUCUUUCAUUGAAGAACUAUUUCUAUCCUUUUUUUGCUUUUUGUUCCAAUAUCUUUUUGUCUUGAUUGAUUGUUUUAAGAAUUUAGCUGUAUCAAUGUUUCAAGAUGAUGGAUCAUCAUCUGUGACAUCAUCACCUCUCCAAUUUUUUUCAAUGAUGUCACUUUCACCUAGCAUUGGCUCACCAUAUUCAUGGUUUAGAGAGCUAAAAUCAGAGGAGAGAGGGUUGUAUUUGAUCCAUCUAUUGCUCACUUGUGCAAACCAUGUAGCUUCUGGUAAUCUUGAAAAUGCAGAGAUUGCUCUUGGGCAGAUCUCUCAUCUAGCCUCUGCUGAUGGCGAUACUAUGCAGCGAAUUGCUGCUUACUUUACUGAGGCACUUGCUCAUAGGAUUAUCAAAUCCUGGCCUGGUUUACACAGGGCCCUUAAUGCUACUAAAAUGAGUUUGGUUUCUGAGGAAAUUUUGGUUCGCAAGUUAUUUUUCGAGAUGUUUCCUUUCCUGAAAGUUGCUUUUGUGCUUACGAACCAAGCUAUAAUUGAAGCCAUGGUAGGGGAAAAGAUGGUUCAUGUUAUUGAUCUUAAUGCAGCUUAUCCUACCCAAUGGCUAGCACUUUUCCAAUGUUUAAGUGCACGGCCUGAAGGGCCACCCCAUUUGAGAAUUACAGGGAUCCAUCAACAGAAAGAGGUAUUGGAUCAAAUGGCACAUAGACUAAUUGAAGAAGCAGAAAGGUUGGAUAUUCCCUUCCAGUUCAAUCCUAUUGUCAGCAAAUUAGAGAAUCUUGAUGUUGAAAAGUUGCGUGUCAAAACUGGGGAGGCUUUAGCGAUUAGCUCAGUUCUCCAAUUGCAUUCUUUUUUGGCCUCAGAAGAUGAAUUGAGGAAGAGAUCUCCAGUGACAUUGAAGAAUUCAAAUGGACUUCACUUGCAAAGAGUCUCUCAAAUGAACCAAAACACAUUAGGGGAGUUGCUAGAGAAAGAUAUGGUAAAUGGAUAUAGCCCAAGUCUGGACUCAACCUUAUCAUCGCCUCUGUCUUCAACUGCUUCCACAAAGAUGGAUUACUUUCUCAACACCCUUCGGAGUUUAUCACCAAAACUGAUGGUAGUAAUGGAACAAGAUUCUAAUCAUAAUGGAUCGACUCUCAUGGAGAGGCUAUUGGAGGCAUUAUACUCUUAUGCUGCCUUGUUUGAUUGUUUGGAAUCCAACGUAUCAAGAACAUCCAUGGAGAGAUUGAAGGUGGAGAAAAUGUUUUUUGGAGAGGAAAUAAAGAACAUCAUAGCAUGCGAAGGAGCUGAAAGAAAGGAACGGCAUGAAAAACUUGCGAAGUGGAUUCAGAGGCUUGAUUUGGCCGGAUUUGGAAAUGUGCCUUUGAGCUACCAUGGCAUGCUGCAAGCAAGAAGGUUAUUACAAGGGUAUGGCUGUGAUGGUUACAAAAUUAUGGAAGAAAAUGGGUGUGCGGUAAUUUGCUGGCAAGAUAGGCCUCUUUUUUCUGUGUCAGCUUGGAAGUGUAGAAAAUAAGAGUAACAUUAUCACACAGUACUCAGAGCUUUUCAGCUUUUGCUUCAUUGUAUGUAGAGUUUUUUUAUCAUCUUGGAAAUCUCUAUACUUCAAAAAAUGAUUUGAAGGCUCCCUUCAUGUGCGUAUAUAUAUAUAUAUAUAUAUAUAUAUAUACAUGUUCUUCAUGAUUAAUUCUCAAUUUUGUUUUAAUGAUUAUCUAAUGCUGCUCUUUCUUAAGGCUUUUAC